Molecule: messenger RNA, 2709 nt
Organism: Durusdinium trenchii
Lineage: Eukaryota; Dinophyceae; Suessiales; Symbiodiniaceae
Source: the annotation of a GenBank genome assembly
CGCAAGGAGAACCUUUUUAACCUCAAGAACCCAAACAUGUUUUUUCAUUGUAUAGUGGAAGAUCCUUGCUUUUGUCAAUCUUCUUCCCGCUUCAUGCUUUGGAUCAAGUUGCCAGCACGUUCGGAUAGCCUCAUAAUGCAAUGGAUUUGCUGCAAGUUUUUGUGCAACAACUGACGGGCGACGUCAAGGUUUAUGAGGUGCCGGCAGCGAUGACCUUUGGUGAGUUCAAGCAUCAGCUCCAAGGAUCUCAGGACUGUGACGUGGAAGCUGUGCGAAGGGUGACCAUUGUGGAACUCAUUUUGGAGGGUCAGACGCUUUCUGACGACAAGAGGACUUUUGCCGAAGAGGGAAUCAUUUCAGGUUGGGCCACAAUUGCCUUAAAUGUGAGCCAAAAUCUGGCUGGAGUUGUUCUUGAUACCUUGACAGUCCCAUGCACAAUUACGGAAUGAAUUAGAAAUAUCCACGGGAAUCUCCACCAGAGCUGGUAGGCGGAAGUUUCAAAAGACAAUUUCUGUUCUAGAUGAAUUUAGACUUCAACCAUCUCCAGAUCUUUGGGCAGACUGCAGCCGCCAGGCAUACCAAAAGUAAGUCCAGGCAAUCAAAAUCGAUGCUUUCGGAUUCGGAUGCACUUCCCAUAUGUUUUUGCUUGACAAGAAGCUACUAGUAGCUCGGCAUUACUACUAGGAGCAAGAAGCUACUAGUAACAAAGGGCAUCGCUACUAGCUAGAAGCUACUAGUAAGCAUGUCUCAUUUCUCCGAUUCCAUUCCUUCGUAGAUUUUCCCCAAUCACUCCCAGACACCUUCGUGGAGCAAGUGGCCGUGAUACCGAUAAAUACCCCGCAGACGUUCCGAAAGCGUCGCUUUACGGACCACAUUUUCCCCCUGACUGCUUUGCCAAUUUCCUUUGUCCACGAUCACGCGCAUGCUGACUGCAACUGUUUCAACUUGGAACUUUAUCUUCCUAAUUCCUUUGAUAGCUAUAGGCUAUGCGGCUAUGUUCUAGCAAAGUUUAGUUGUUAAAGUUAUAGUCGUAGACUCAACAUUUCUUUUCCAUGGGACCGUGCUUUUCUUUGGUGUUGCACUUUUAUCAACCUCGGUCGCCAGCGAUGAAUCGUCAGGUACGACGGUUCAACUCUUGUUCAGCAUCGAUUGGGUGGAGUGUGAGACUCAACAGGAGGCUGCAUCGAAGAAAGUGUUGCCUGAAAAGCUGAAGGCUGUGACGCUACCAGGCACAGCCAGACAAAUCACAGAGAAAGCCUUCAAAUCGUGCGGCUCGCUUGUGAUGGUGUCCAUUCCCGACGGGAUCACUGAUGUUGGAGCAGAAGCCUUUCGGGAUUGUCGAUCUCUCGCCAGUGUCACUCUCCCUCUCUCUGUGAGUCGAAUUGGACACCAUAGCUUUGCUGGUUGUAUCUCCUUGGAAAGGAUCUCUAUGGGGUCUGUGAGUUUCAUCGAUGAAAGCGCUUUUGAGAACUGUAGCUCAUUAAAGGAUAUCUUGAUUCCCACAAAUGUGAGCUGCAUUUCCUACAACAGCUUCUCAGGGUGCAGCUCCUUCGCGGAGCUGAAGAUUCCAGACUCAGUGACGGAGAUUGGACCCUUCGCCUUUUCUCAGUGCAGCACAUUGGUCACGUUGAGCAUUCCUCAUUCAGUGCGACAACUGGGGGAUUUCGCUUUCAUGGGCUGCAGAUCAUUGAAGCAUGUGGUGCUUCCCAAUGGAGCAACACAGAUUGGGAGAAGCAGCUUUAGAGGCUGUACUUCACUGGAAAGUGUGACCUUUCCUGAUUGCAUGACUCAUAUUGGUGAAUAUGCCUUCGCUGGCUGCAGCUCCUUGAAAUGUGUGAAGCUGCCGACUGCGCUGAAGGACCUUGGGGUCGCAUGUUUUUCCAAUUCAUCCUUGGAAAGCCUGGAUGUCCCGGUGGGCGUUGCACGCAUUGGCGACUACGCCUUCGCCAGCUGCGACUCCUUGGCGACGAUCGGGCUCGGGUCGGCGCUGACGGAGAUCGGAGCGGCAGCCUUUGCCAAGUGCACGUCUUUGCGCAGCGUGGAGCUCCCGCGCUCUGUGCAGUACAUCGGGCCCUACGCCUUCUCCGGCUGUCGCGAGCUGCGGCGCUGCGACGUUGAUGGCGUCGAGGACGUCGGUGGCAAUGCCUUCGCGGGCUGCUGUCAACUGAAGUCAGACGAAUCGGGAGACGGCUGAAGUCCUGAGACAACUUCCACGAGUUGGAGGCACUAUGUGGUCUGAUGUCUUCAGAAGUCCACACAUAUCAAGAUCCUAGGUCACUGGCCCACAGCCGAGAGGAGCAAGGCGUUUUGGUGAUCUCGCAAGACUGAACAACCACAACCAGUGAAAGCUGCCAAGAGAAGAAAAUGAGUUGAACACUUUCUUUGAGCAGCAAAUGGGUGCUCCAGUGCCAGAGUUUGACCUUGAAUCGAGUUUGGCCUUUGCCGUUGUCAGUUUGGAACGCCGAACAACGAGACUCACCGGAUUGGACAGAAGACCAAGUUGCAAAAGGAUGCGAAGGCUUUUGCUCGCCGAAGCCACCUGAGAGCUUGGAUGUUUUGAUCCUUACGAGCUUCUCUAAGACUCUAACGAUUGUUUGAAGCCUGACGACUAGGAUAUUCAAUGAUUGAGCUGAAAUCUAGCAAAGAUUGCUGUGUCAGAAGAGACAUCUUCCAGACCAAGAUUUCAUGUGAACCUCAAAUCCAAUGCGC